GGGUCGCCGUUCCCUGCGGCUGGAGCGGGCCCGGCCGGUGACCGCCGUGUCCCGCCCUCGGCAGGCAUGUGGUCGGUGCUGUGGGCGGCCGUGCGCUCCAAGGCCCCGUACGUCACCUUCCCGGUGGCCUUCGUGGUGGGGCUGGUGGGCUCCCAGCUGGAGUGGUUCCUGCGCGGAGACCCCCCGGCCACGGCCCAGGAGGAGAAGAGCAUCUCGGAGCAGCGGGAGGACCGCAAGCUGCAGGAGAUCGUGGGCGAGGACGUGACCAAGGUGGUGAGCCUGAAGGACAAGCUGGAGUUCGCCCCCCGAGCCGUGCUCAACAGAAACCGCCCCGAAAAGAGUUAAUAAAGGGUGAUUUGGGCAAAGGCCGUGCCCCGGAGCGGCUGCUGGGGGCUCCCCUGACACUGCACUGCUUCCACACCAGCCUCCCUCCUGCACCUGCUGCUCCUCGCCCUCCCGGGCCCUCUCAGGGUCAGGUUUGCCCACCCCAUGGAUUUGCUCAAGGUUUGAUUUCUUCCAUGGUGUGGAGGUAGAAGAGCUUUGGACCUGAGUGCCAUGGGAUGGGGUCAGGCUGACUGCCAAUGACAGGAGGAACUGCUGCUCUGCUUGAUGAACCCCAAUACAGCCCCACGCCACAGGGUUACUCCAGCAGCCAUGGAGCCCUCUGAGGAUCCCCUCCCUGCAUCAUCCCUCCCAGGAACGGUGACAGGGGGACGUGAAAGUCCUCGUCCUGCUCUGUUGUGGUGCUCUGAGCGUGGCAGUGUGUUGGGAAUGGGGAGAUCUCUGCCCUCUGCACAAUAAACUUCUGUCAGUC
Molecule: messenger RNA, 814 nt
Organism: Catharus ustulatus (Swainson's thrush)
Lineage: Eukaryota; Metazoa; Chordata; Aves; Passeriformes; Turdidae
Product: small integral membrane protein 12-like
Exons: 2
Coding region: 67-345 (92 amino acids)
Source: RefSeq, a predicted model, not a curated record